AUGCUUGUUACUAGACACAUAGUCAGGCGUCUGUCUGCUUCAUAUAGGCUUUUGGAGACGUCCAAGAAGAGAACAGUGGAAGACAUGACGCAAGAGAUGCUGCAGAUGCCCGUUUCAAAAGUACCUCCGACUAUUCAAAGAUUCACCAGCUCUUUGAAGAUGAAAUUCAAGUCAGAUGGGCUUGAUCAAUCUGUCAAAUCAAUCCUGGACCGCGCAUCAGCUCAACUUUAUUACAAUUGUGCAGACAAUUAUGAUUUCCGAAAGUUAUGUGAAGCUUUUGGUCUGGGCGACUACAUGUCUUCUUGGUACAAGUUGACACUGAUGCACACAUGGAUGGUUCUGAUGAGACUGCAUUCAGAGUUUGAUGGAAAAGCAUACAUGAGAUUGCAGAGAGGUCUUCUUUCUACGAUGUGGUUGGAUAUUGAUCACAGCAAAGAGUUGAACCAAAUCAUGACAGGGAAGAACGAUAUGAAGCAUAUGCACGGAUUACAUUUACAAACAUUUUUCGAAUAUGAUGAGGGUUUCCUUCACGAUGACCGAGUUCUUGCUGGUGCAAUAUGGAGAUGCUUGUACAUGAAUCGGGAAGUAGACCCAGUUCAUUUGCUAAAAGUUGUCACGUAUAUGAGGUCUACAGUCGCUUGGCUUGAAACGCAGGACACUAACCAAAUCCUCGUUGAAGGCAUUUCAGAGUGGAAGCAACUUCGAUCAACGUCCUCUUAA
Messenger RNA from Caenorhabditis briggsae, 720 nucleotides. Gene Ontology annotation, cellular component: mitochondrion. The record is from RefSeq and is a predicted model, not a curated record. Gene Ontology annotation, biological process: mitochondrial respiratory chain complex III assembly. The coding region runs from base 1 to 720 and encodes 239 amino acids. The transcript is spliced from 5 exons. Lineage: Eukaryota; Metazoa; Nematoda; Chromadorea; Rhabditida; Rhabditidae.